GGAAGAUAAAACAGGAAAUGAGCUUCUCGCUCUCUCUCCGUGUCACGUGAUACGUAACAUAGUAACCAAUAAGCUUCCGGGGUCGCGGAGGCGUUAUUAUUUUUUUUUUUUAACCUGCCGCAUUAAUAGUUAGUCAUACGGAUAGCCAUCAUAGUUGCCGUAUUGACGCAGCAAGAUGCCGGGCAAGCAGGGUCAGCAGUUCAAAGCAGGGGACCUUGUGUUCGCCAAAAUGAAGGGAUUCCCUCACUGGCCAGCUCGGGUCUGUAAAUCAGAUGAGGCACAAAAGAAACGAGUGUCCGUCUUCUUUUUCGGGACCCAUCAGAUAGGUCACCUCCCACCGGAAAACAUCGUCCCUUUCGCCGGUAACAAGAUGAAGUACGGCGGUAGCGUACGCUUCAAAGGCUUCACCGAGGGCAUGUGGGAGAUCCAGAAUACACCCGGAGUCGGAAAGAAAUCCAAAUUUGCAGCCAAAAGUACACUUGCGAAAUCAACCGACGCUUCUAAAACAUCCGCCGAAGCCAAAAGUAUACCCGCAAAGCCGUCGUUGCCUGAAAACUCAAGAGGAAAAUUCACAGACACCAACGCCGCGCUUGUGAAAGCAUCUUCCGAGGUUAAAGAUGCGUCCGUGGCAGCCAAGUGCGCCGGCGGCACGCUGCGCCUGAAGCCGUGCGUGGUGAAAUGCGUCCCGGCCAAGACGCCCCACGGUUCGGUCAGCGUCGCAAACGAGUCGGCGAAUGUCUGCCAGGCAGCGAGCGCGUCGAGCGGAUUUGACGGUCGGCCCAGGAGCGAGGAGGCCGCAAAAACUCUGAGAAGAUGUUCGUCCGGGUCAUCCGCUCAAAUACAAACGGAGGACAACGACGUCAAAAUCCAGACUCCGCAGGAAGUCUCCACGGCCGAAGGCGGCUCGGCGUCGCAGACGGCGAAUCGGGCGCCUCCGGCGAAACGGAGACGAGGGAGGCCGAGUAAAUCGGCGGCACGAAAGAAGAGCGACCCACCAAAGGCAGAAGAAGGGCAGACGGCAGCAAGCGGCGCAUACCUGACGGCGAGCACGCUGCGGCUGAAGCCGUGCGUGGUCAAAUGCGUCCCCGCCAAGGCCCCCGACAGUCCCCCUCGCGACGCACACCCCGACAAGUCGGCCUCCGCGGGCGAGCCGCAGAGCAAGCCGGAGCUCCCGUCCGGACCGUCUGCGCCGACGCCGGCGGGUGACCUCCAAACUUCACAGGAAGCUUCCACGCCAGAAGGCGGCGUCUCCGCACCCGCGUCGAUGCCGGUGACGAAGAAGAGACGAGGGCGGUCGAAGAAAGCGCGCGCAGAGGAGAGCGAGAUUCCAGUCGGAAAGCUGAAGAAAGCGGAAGACGUCCCGGCUGCCGCCGCCGCAAACUCGUCUGCCGAAUCUCGCGGCGUACCCGGCGCUUCCGAAACAGCCGAUCGGGAGGCCCGGCCUUCUCCUACGCGAAGGCCCGGAAGAAACGCGGACCGGCAGGCGGUGGCAACGACCAAGACGUCGACAGCUAGCGGAAGAGUGAAGAGAAAUGAAGGAGAAACGCAGGAGACCAAACAGAAGGGAGGCGAAGAAGGAAAGGUAGAGGCGGCGGCCGAGUCGACACCGAGACGGGGAGGGAAGAGGAAGAGAGAUGACGGGGGAAAGGAGAAGAGCGAGCAGGAAGGAACAACGGAGGUGACGCCGGAGGAGUGGACGCCUAGCCGAGGAGCGAAGAUGAAAAGAAAAGGGAGAGAAAAGGGGGAGAGCGGGAAGGCGGGAGGCGAGGAAGGAACGACCGAGGUGCCGACAGAGUCGACAGCUGUCCAAGGAGAGAAGUCCAAGCCGGAAGGAGAAAAGGAGGAGACCAAGGUGGAAGGAAGCGAGGAAAGAAAGACUGAGGAGACCAGGGCGGAAAGAAGGGGCAAGGUCACGGCGGAGUCAACACCUAGUAAAGGCGAGACGAAGACAAAAGAAGGCGAAAAGGAGGAGGCCCGGCAGGGCGGAGGCGAGGAAAGACAGACGGAGGAGACCAAGGCGGAAGGAAGGCGCGAGGUCACGGCGGAGUCAACACCUAGUGAAGGCGAGACGAAGACAAAAGAAGGCGAAAAGGAGGAGGCCCGGCAGGACGGAGGCGAGGAAAGAAAGACGGAGUCGAUCCCCGGCCGAGGAGUGAAGUCAAAGCCGAAAGGAGAAAAGGAGGAGACGGAGGCGGAAGGAAGGAGCGAGGUAACGACGGAGUCGACACCGAGUGAAGGCGAGACGGACACAAAAGAAGGGGCGAAGGAAGAGACCCGUCAGGAAGGAGACGAGGAAAGAAAGACGGAGUCGAUACCCAGCCGAGGAGAGAAGUCAAAGCGGGGAGGAGAAAAGGAGGAGACCAAGGCGGAAAGGAGGAGCAAGGCGACCGCGGAGUCGACGCUCGGCAAAGGCGAGACGGAGAGGAAAGGGGCCCGGCAGGGAGGAGGUGAGGAAAGAAAGACGGAGUCAAAGCCGAGAGGAGAAAAGGAGGAGGCGAAGCCGGAAGGAAACGAGGGAGGAAGGAUUAAGUUAACGGGGGAGUCGACACUCGGCAAAGGCGAGACGAUGAGAAAAGAAGGCGAAAAGGAAGAGAUCGGUCAGGAAGGAGGCGAGGAAAGAAAGAAGGAGUCAAUACCCAGCCAAAGAGGGAGGUCAAAGGCAAAAGGCGAAAAGGGGGAGACCAAAGUGGAAGGAAGUGAGCAAAGGAGGAGUAGGAUCACGGCGGAGUCAACACCUAGUAAAGGCAAGGCGAAGAGAAAAGCAGAAAAGGAAGAGACCCGGCACGCAGGAGGCGAGGAAAGAAACACGGACUCGAGACCGAGCCCGGGAGAGAAGUCGAAGGCGAAAGCAGAAAAGGAGGAGACCAGCCUAGAAGGAAGGAGUAAAGUAACGCCGGGGACAACGCCUAGUAAAGGCAAGACGACGAGAAAAGAAGGCCAAACGGAAGAGACCCAGCGGGACGGAAGUGAAGAAAGGAGGACGGAGCCGAUACCCGGUCAAGGAGAGAAGUCGACGAGGAAAGCAGAAAAGGAGGAGAGCGAGCCGGAAGGAAGGCGUAAGGUAACGGCGCAACGGACACCCGGCGAAGCCGAGACGAAGAGAAAAGCAGAAAAGGAAGGGACCCCGCGGGAAGGUGGUGAGGAUAGAAAGACGGAGUCGAUACCCAGCCGGGGAGAAAAGGAGGAGACGGAGCCGGAAGGGGGCGACGGAGGAAGGAGGAAGGUCACGGCGGGGUCGACGCUCGGCAAAGACGAGACGGAGAGAAAAGAAGGCAAAGGGGAGGAGACGCGGCCGGAAGGAGGCGACGAGCAAAGGAUUGAGCCGACAUCCGCCCGAAGAGAGGGGUCGGAGCCGAAAGGAGAAAAGGAGGAGACCGAGCCGGAAGGAAGGAGGAAGGUAACGGCGCAAUGGACAGCGAAUAAAGCGGAGACGAAGAGAAAAGGAGAAAAGGAAGCGACCCCGCGCGAAGGCGGUGAGGUUAGAAAGACGGAGACGAUACCCCGCCGAGGAGAGAGGUCAAAGCCGCAAGGAGUAAAGGAGGAGACCGAGCCGGAAGGGAGCGACGGAGGAAGGAGGAAAGUAACGGCGGAGUCGACACUCGGGAAAGGCAAGGCGAAGAGAAAAGAAGGCAAAGAGGAGGAGACGGGGCCGGAAGGAGGCGAGGAGCGAAGGAUCGAGUCGACACCCAGCCGAGGAGAGAGGUCAAAGCCGAAAAGAGAAAAGGAGGAGGUCGAGGCGGAAGGAAGCGAGAAAGGAAGGAGCGAGGCAACGACUGAGUCGACACCUAGUAAAGGCGAGACGAAGACGAAAGAAGGGGCGAAGGAAGAGACCCGUCGGGGAGGAGACGAGGGAAGAAAGACUGAGCGGAUACCCCGCCGAGGAGAGAAGUCAAAGCCGGAAGGAGGAAAGGAGGAGACCAAGGCGGAAAGAAGGAGCAAGGCGACCGCGGAGUCGACGCUCGGCAAAGGCGAGACGGAGAGAAAAGAGGGCAAAGAGGAGGAGACGCGGCCGGAAGGAGGCGAGGAGCGAAAGAUUGAGUCGACGCCCAGCCGAGGAGAGAGGUCAGAGCCGAAAGGAGAAAAGGAGGAGACCGAGGCGGAAGGAAGCGAGAAAGGAAGGCGCGAGGUAACGGCGGAGUCGACGCCUAGUCGAGGCGAGACGAAGACGAAAGAAGGGGCGAAGGAAGAGACCCGUCGGGGAGGAGACGAGGAAAGAAAGACGGAGUCGAUACCCAGCCGAGGAGAGAAGGAGGAGACCGAGGCGGAAAGGAGGAGCAAGGCGACCGCGGAGUCGACGCUCGGCAAAGGCGAGACGAAGAGAAAAGAAGGCGAAAAGGAAGAGACCCGGCACGAAGGCGGUGAGGAAAGAAAGGCGGAGUCGACGCCAAGGCGAGGAGAAGAAAUGAACAGACGAGAAGCAAAACAGGAGGAUGCGACGGUGAAAGGAAAGACGGCGGGCCGAGGAGGGAAGAGGAAGCGAAAGGAACCGGAAAGGGAAGAGACUAAGCGAGAAGGAAAGACGGAGUUACUACCUCACAGAGAGAAGACGCGGAGUACAGGAAAGGAAGAGACGGAGCGGUCGGGAGGCGGGGAAGGAAAGACUGAGGUGACUCGGGAGUCGACUCUUAUCCAAGGAAGGAAUAGCGAGAGAAAGGAAGGGGAAAAAGAGAAGACCGCGCAAAAGGAAAAUGAGGAAGGAAAGGCGGCGGUACCGGCGGAGGAGUCGACAACUAGACGGGGAGAGAAACUAAAAACAAAAGGAAGAAAGGAGGAGGCGAACGCGGGAGAAGGUGAGGGAGGAAAGACCGGGGUAACGACCGAGUCAACGUCCGGCGGAGGAGCCGAGACGAAGGGACAAGAAAGUGAAAAGGAAGGGGCCGGGCAGGCUGGAAGCAAGGAAGGAAAGAGCGGGGCGGUGACGCGGGAUUGGACUCCUAUUCAAGGAAGGAAGGGCAAGAGGAACCUCGGGGGAAAAGAGACGACCGAGGAGAAGGGAGAGGACGAAGGAGUGACGGAGGCGAUAAGAGAGAAGUCGGCACCGGGGCCGGCUGAGACGAAGACAAAAGAUGGGGUAGGAGAGAAGACUGUGCCGGAAGAGCGUGAGGAAGGAAAGACCGAGGUCACGAGCGAGGAACGGUCUCGCGGAGGAGGCGGGACGAAGGGAAAAGAAUCCAAAAGGGAGGACGCUGAGCAGAAAGGAGGCGAGGAAGGAAAGGCGGAUGAGUCGCCGCUAAGCCGAGGAGCGAAAAGGAAAAAAGGCGAAACGGAGGCGGAAGGAAAGGCCGAGGUCGCGACGAGGGAGCCGGCGCCGAGCAGAGGAGGGAAGGGUAAGACAAAGGAAGCCGCCAAGCAGGAAGGAGUUGAGAACAAAAAGACGGAGGCGGCAUCUAGCCAAGGAGGCAAAAUGACGAAAGAAAGGGAGGAGACCAAGCAGGAAGUAAGCAAGGAAGGAACGGCGGAGCCGACGCGGGAGGAUUCAAGUCGGAGCCGCGGAGAGAAGAGGAAGCGACGGGAAGAGGAAAAGGAGGAGAGCAAGCGGGUAGGAGGGGAGGAGGGAAAAGUAGAGGGACGGAAAGCGCCGGGCAAAAGGCGGACGGCCGAGGAGGAGGGACCGAAGACGACUACGGGGGACGCUCGACAAGCCGGCGCCAAGAAGAGGGUGAGGAGAGAGAGCCGGAAGGAUGAGGGUGAAAAGGGAAAAGAGGUGACGGAGGAGAGGAGAGAGAAAAAGAGGUCUAGGAAAGAGAAGGACGCAAGCGCGGGAGGAAGGACGGCCAAUGAGGCGGCGAAAGACGGCGUCCGAGCCAAGGAAGGGAGAGACGCGGAAGAGGAGCGGCGGCUCCGGCUUGCGGCCAAGAAGGAGAGCGUCCUGAAAUCCCUGAGAGGUCUCCUGAAGUCGACGAGGGGCGGCAAGCGGAGGGAAACGGCGAACAAGAGCAUCACGAAGUCCGCCGUCAGGGCCAAGACCAAGAGGACCAGGGUUCAAAAGAUUGUCAAAGAAUCCAACGCGGCGAAUAAAAAUCCGCACGCGACGGGAAGCGCAACCGUGGCGAAAGACAGAGGAGAAAACCCGUCAACCGCCGCGACAGGCGACCGAAGCGACGGCAAAUUGGGAGAGAGCGCGGAAGCCGGUCUGGAGGAGCUUCAGAAGAAAGACUCGAGGAAGUUGAUUGGAAAAAUCGUGAAAGCGACCACCAAGGUUCAGGUGAAGACCAUGAUGGGCGGAGCCACGCUACCGCCGCAGGAGGAGGAGGAAGUAGAGAAGAAGAGGGCGGCGGCGGCGGCGACGACGACGACGAGCAUCCAGAGGACCGCGGACAGAAACUCUGAGGAGGAGAGGAAGCCCGAGAGAGUUUUGACGGACGACGAGAAAGCUGCAACAAAGCGCCGCGACGAAACGCUGAAGGAGAAGGACCCCGCCAAGGCGGGCAAGACCGCGACGGGCGAGAAGCGGGAAGAAAAUGAAGCGCAGAAGGAAAGCGGCGGGAGGAGGACCGCCGCGGAGGACAAGCAAGGUUGCGUCUGGAGACAACCUCGCGAGGUCGACAACCAGCAGCAGCAGCAGAAGAAGAAUUUGAACCUUACCGUGACCGAUUCAACCCUCCACAGAAUCCACGGAGACAUCCGCAUCUCGCUCAAGAGCGACAACCCGGACUUUGCCAAGUGCCUGGCGGCUUUGGAUCAGCUCAGCGACAUCUACGUGACGUCGCAGCACGUCCAAAAGCACAGCGAGCUCAUCUCCACUCUGAGGAAGAUGCGCUUCUACCGCGCCAACCAGGACAUCAUGGACAAGGCGGCCAUGCUGUACAACCGCUUCAAGAACGCCUUCCUCCUCGGCGAAGGCGAAGAGGUGGUGAGCGCCGCCUUCUUGCGCUCGCUGCUCGAGGAGAAAGAGCGCGAGGAGGCGGAGCGCUGCAAGAAGGUGGCGGCGGCGGCGGGCGGAGAAGAGCAAGUCCGGAAACGGGACACUCCUUCAGCGGACUAGCCGGCGACUCGGAGGAGGAAGUCACCUGCGCGACUCUGACGCGACUGGAUCCGCGUCCGCGCAAUUCCCGCGGAAACUUGAACUGAAAGGAGACUUUGAAGUCUUGAUUUGUGUCCGUGUGUGUAUAUAUUCCCGUCGAUCUUGUUCAGGAAGGUCUUAUUGUUCUAUUUUAUUUUAGUUUUGUUUUGAGCAACGAAUGUGGACUCGCGCAACGUGCCGUUAAAUCAAUAAAGGCUCCAAUGCGGUCUUUGUCAUUUUA
Messenger RNA from Syngnathoides biaculeatus (alligator pipefish), 7244 nucleotides. Its product is annotated as microtubule-associated protein futsch-like. Gene Ontology annotation, cellular component: nucleus. Gene Ontology annotation, molecular function: transcription coregulator activity; double-stranded DNA binding. The record is from RefSeq and is a predicted model, not a curated record. Lineage: Eukaryota; Metazoa; Chordata; Actinopteri; Syngnathiformes; Syngnathidae. Bases 176 to 6985 code for a protein of 2269 amino acids. The transcript has 12 exons. Gene Ontology annotation, biological process: regulation of transcription by RNA polymerase II.